Molecule: messenger RNA, 2398 nt
Organism: Gopherus evgoodei (Goodes thornscrub tortoise)
Lineage: Eukaryota; Metazoa; Chordata; Testudines; Testudinidae
Gene: DORIP1
Product: chromosome 4 C14orf28 homolog
Exons: 5
Coding region: 1200-2135 (311 amino acids)
Source: RefSeq, a predicted model, not a curated record
UGUGGUGGGGUGAACCUUGUGAUCCUUCCCCCUGCGCUGGCUUCACUGGGCCAGGUGGCUGCUGCCCUGAUGGCCCCUCCCCUGUGCCUAAUCCUCUCUGCCGCUGAACUCUGCAAGAGGUGACCUUGGCCUGGCUGUGGGGCAGAGCCCAGGGCCGUCCCAUGGGUCCAGCUUUGCAGAGCUCCUCUCAUUGGAGUCACAGCCCGGCCUGGCAGCGCCCCUGCGGAUGGGAGGAGUGCACCUGUUGCCAGUGGGCGCUGGUGGUGAGAGCUGGGAAAGGUACAGGCAAGCGGGUUGCUUGCUCCCUCCUGGCAUUGUUAGCACCCUGUGAGCAGCAUGGCACUUCGGCCCAAGGGAGGUGGUGGGCCCUGUGCAGAACCCCAGGGAGAGAGCAGCUUCCCCUGCCCAUUGCGACCCCGAGAGCUAAUGCUGCAGAUCAGCUUCUGGCAGAAACGAGCCCUUGCCCCUGAGCAGCAGUGAUAGGGGAGAUGUUGUGACACUUAGGAGUGUUUCUGUCAACCUGUCUGAGCUUUUGAACGGUCUCAAGUCCCUGUUUCUCUCUGUUUUCUAUUCCCAACCCCCUGAUUCUCCUUCAAAACUUUUGCUUUGUCAUCAUUUGGCCUGUACUUUCUAGCCUAGUCAAGCUGUAAUGGCAGAGAACAUUGGGUCUUAAUAACCAAGCAAAGCUCAUGUACUGAAGAGUAAUAGACUUGUGCUGAGUUUCUUGGUUAUAAUUAACUGAUGCCUUACUGUUUAAAUAGUCUGUAGCUUUAGUUUACAUUAUUUUCCUACCCUGAAGCCAGAAAUGAUGAUCUACAUUUCUCUUGUCUUUAUAGGGACAUAACUUGAAAUAAAAGCCUAAAGAAAAUGACUUUGCUAGAAACUGUAUAUGGUGGCAUAGGGGCUCAACUCUCUUCCCAUAUGAAAAAUGGAGGUCUUUAGUCUAGAAGACUAAAAUGCUUUUGAGUUUGGAAGUCUUAAGUUUAAACUUUCAAGGAGUCACAAAAAGCCUUAGGUUUUACAAUAGUUAUUUCCUAAAUAUUGAACAUGACACUUUUCUUCCCUGGAGAAAAAUCUUUGAAGCUGUAGCCUGAUGUAGGUGUUCUUAUUAAAUACAGUAGAACCUCAGAGUUACGAACUGACCAGUCAACCGCACACCUCAUCUGCUGCCAGAUUAUGCUCUUCUGAGACCAAAAAAGAUGAAGACACUGUUUGAGGAGAUCAAAGCAUCAAUUAAAAAUAAUUAUGAUCCAGAUCGCUCAUUUUGGAGGCCUGUGCUCCCUUGGGGAGGGGUUUUUACUAUCAAAGCUGGCCGGAAAGCUGUAUCUUGCACACCACUUUAUGUUGAAAUAAAUCUGAAAAAUACUUGCACUAUAGAUGGAUUCUUGAUGUUGUUGUAUGUCAUUCUGCAUGAAAAUGAACACUUCCCCAAGGAGCUCUCCCUUCAUUUAGGUAGAGAGUUUGUCGACUACUUUCUUUACUUAAUGGACUCCUAUAAUUUUACAACGGUGAAGCUGCUUUGGAUUUGGGACAAGAUGGAGAAGCGACAGUAUAAAUCUGAAGUUCACAAAGCUUCACUGGAAAUCGAUUUAUUUGGAAAUGAGCACGAUAACUUUACAAAGAAUCUAGAAAGUCUCAUGUCUACCAUUCAAGAGAGCUACUGUUCAAAUUCAAGUUGUCCAACUCGUAUGCAGGAAGAUCUGCAGAGAACAGUUAUCAUAAAUCCUCCCCAAGAAAUUCCUCAUGGAGACUUGAUUCAGCGGGCAGUAGAUGAAUUAUUCUGUUCCAAGAUAGAGCUGUGUGAACAGUAUGGAUGUGAUGGGUUAAGAGAGUUCACACAGAGAGUUUUCUGCCAUGGGGCACCGCCUUUUGUUGUUUUAAAUAUGCAGCAGUGGAAGCCAGAAGAACUGGCAUAUGUUCCAUAUCAUUUGGAUUUAUCUGAUCACAAGUACUUAUUGGAAGGUGCCACGUUGUUUAAUAAAGAGGAGCAUCAUUAUUCUGCAGCUUUCCAGAUUGAUGGGUAUUGGAUACACUAUGAUGGCCUCAGAAAUGUUAACUUAAUUUUGUUAAAUAAACCCCCAGAAUUUCUUCUUUUGUCAUCUCUAGUUUAUAUUAGAGCAGCAGAGAAUAAAUGACAUAUCUAGACUAUGGAUACAAAGUUAAAUCAUGUUCCCUUCUCUGCCACCAAUGCUGGCCCAUCCCAAAUGGAGGUCUGUAUUUUAUGUAUACUUGGUAUCCAAGAAAAGAGUAGAACUACAGUAGUUCUGGUAUUGUAUCAUCCAAUGCUUACUAUAGGUAAAAAUUUGAAAUUGGAAACACUAUGCAAUUUUUUUAAACAUUUAUUGAGCUAUUUUUAUACAGGCAAAUUUUUAUGCUACAAUAAAAAAGCAAAAACCAA